Molecule: messenger RNA, 489 nt
Organism: Aspergillus luchuensis
Lineage: Eukaryota; Fungi; Ascomycota; Eurotiomycetes; Eurotiales; Aspergillaceae
Product: DUF4604 domain-containing protein
Exons: 2
Coding region: 1-489 (162 amino acids)
Source: RefSeq, a predicted model, not a curated record
AUGUCAUUUAAAUCAAAGGACCUCGCAUAUGAGGCGAAGCAGCCUGCCUUCUUACAGAGACUCAAAAACCAAUACGGAGAUACCUCUGGUCGCCUCGAAAGACCCAUUGCACGGCCACGGAAACCGAGGGACGACAAUGACGACGACGGCCCUACCUACGUUGAUGAAGAGAGCAACGAAAUCAUCUCCAAGGAGGAAUAUGAAGCCUUAGUUCGUGGCGAGGAUAACAAGGAUACGGAGAACUCCAAUAAAGAUACACAAGAGCCUGCGACGGGCGAAGAAGGUAAAGCAAAUACCCAGGCCGAGGCACCUGUCUCCAAACAGAACGUGGCCGAAAUAGGAGGGCCACGGAAAAGGAAACAGGCCAAAGUAGUAGGAGAAGACACUCCCAGUGAAGAGACCGAGAAGGUACAAAAGAAAGAACCAGGCACUCGGAAACCAAAGCAAAAGAAGAAGAUCAAGCUGUCCUUCGAUGAAGAUGACUCAUAA